Molecule: messenger RNA, 1398 nt
Organism: Syzygium oleosum
Lineage: Eukaryota; Viridiplantae; Streptophyta; Magnoliopsida; Myrtales; Myrtaceae
Product: L-type lectin-domain containing receptor kinase IV.1-like
Exons: 1
Coding region: 95-1168 (357 amino acids)
Molecular function (GO): carbohydrate binding
Source: RefSeq, a predicted model, not a curated record
GUUUCACUUCGCUGUAAAUGCAGGCGGGAUCAUCCCCACACCAAACCCUAGACACCCGCUAGCUCUCCCCACCUCCUUCGCUCCCAUCUCGUCCAUGGCGUCCGCCUCCCACCACCUCAGGACCUUCUCGGCCUUGGCCUUCGUCGUCGUGGUCUCCCUCGGAGCCCUCUCCGCCGACCCGGGCCCCUCCUUUUCCUUCCGCCAGUUCGUCGCCAGAGACGCCUACUUUGAGUCCAACAUCGCAAUGCACGGCGACGCCGAGGUCGUCGGCGGGGGCCCCUCCCUCCGGCUGACCGGCGACACGGUCAGCCCCGGCGCCGGGUCGGUCGUGUACAGGAGACCCAUCAAGGUCGUGCAAGGUAAUCCGGAGAAGAACCUGGUCUCCUUCUCGACCCACUUCUCGUUUUCGUUGUCCGGGGGCGGUGGAGGUGGCUUGGCGUUUGCUCUGUCCCCGGGCGGUUCUGGUGCGGAUGAGUUUGGGGAUCGGGGUAGCCCCUUCGGGCUUCCUCUCGGAAAGAACGGGACUUUGAAUAGGACCGUGGCGGUCGAAUUCGAUUCGGUGAAGAAUAGUGUGGCGAUUGUUGUGGGCGGCCUCGGGCCUGCUAAGGUGAAGAACGCGUCUUCGCUUGAUUUGGUGCUGAAUAGUGGGAGCAAGUUCCAUUCUUGGAUAGAUUACGAAGCUGGGUCGAGAAGGUUGGAGGUUCGGGUGAGCAGGUCCUCCGAAUCGCGGCCGUCGGAUCCGACCCUCGCUCGAUUCGUGGAUUUGUGGAAUAUGUGGAUGGAGGGCGAUGUGUUUCUGGGUCUGAGCUCAUCUAAUGGGAACUCGAGCCAGGCGUGCUUUAUCUACUCUUGGAGCUUCAAGCUCAGGCAUGUCCCUCAAUGGAUGCACUCGGAGCCGUUGGAUCCCCAAGCCAUAGCUCGCAACACGAAGAAUUUGAGAGUCCAUGAGAAGAAUGAUUGCUUCUUGAAAGUGCUCGCGGCGAUGAUUUUCGGCACGGGGAGUGGCGCCUUGGGGGCGUUCGUAGUCCUGUACUUGUGGACGAUAUUCGGGAACCGGCGCCCGGUGGCGCCGGAGGAGUUUGUGGUGGAACCUGUGGAUUUGAAGAAGUGCAGUAAAUUGGAGGUGAUUGUAGAUAAGGCCGUCAAGGAUGUGAAUGCGACCAAGUGAAAGCUGACUGGUGUUUAGAUAAAGCCCAUCAAAGAAGAUGGUGGCACGUUAGAUGUUUGAUGUUGGGGAGAUUUUUGCUGUUGGUCUUUUCUGUUGUAAAUUGAUGUCUUCUUUGGUUCUUUCAUUUUCAGCUUCCUCGUGUUGUUGUAAUCUGAUAAUUAACUGUCUAAAAUGUAGUUUAUUGUCACAUAUUCUCCAGUUUGAAAGCACUUGGAAAGUUCUUUUCAGUA